UUCCGAGGUGGCCGCGAGAGCGCGCGCGCGCGGCGCAACGUCGUCGUUAGCUUUCUGUUUAUGUUUUGGCGCAGUCGCGGGUUGGCGUGUUUUGUUCGUGAUAGCCGGGCGUUUUUAUCUAAACUUUGUGUUUAUUUCUUAUAUUUUUUAUAUUCUGCCGAGCCGCUCCACGCGGCACGUUGGCCGCGACGUAGCCGCCUUGACGGCCGUGGCGUGGAUGUUUCUCUCCGCAGGCGCCACCUAACCUUCCUAACCUCCAAAUCUCAAACCGCGGAGACGGCCGGACUCGUUCGUUUGUAAUUUUCGUUGUCAAGUUUUGACUUUGUCAACUUGGUACUGUUUCCGCCUUCCGAAAUCGUGAAUCGAGCAUCAAGACCCAGCAGACUCAACGUAAGGCGAUCCUCCUAGAAAAGUCAGUCGCGCCCAAAGGGUUCGAGCUGCUGCAGGGAGGCUGGUGAGAUUAUCGUCAGCUUUAGUCUAAGGAGGCCUUUCCUCUAUAGUGUCGCUUGCUCAGCUCCCUAUCAGAUUAAUUAUCUCAAGCUUUUUCGACAACAUGGCCGUGCAGUGUGAGGUCUGCUACCGGGUCUACAAGACACCAAACAAACUAAAGGUGCACAUGCGAGUGCACACUGGAGAGAAACCAUUUAAGUGCACCGUUUGUGACAAGAUGUACUCUACGCCACGUAAUCUGAAAGAUCAUCACCGCUCUCAUACCGGUGAAAGGCCUUUUGAGUGCACCCUGUGUCUGAAGAAAUUUGCCUACGCGUGCUCUUUGAGAUAUCAUCUUCGCGGUCACACUGGUGACCGGCCUUUUGAGUGCACAGUGUGCCAAAAGAAGUUCAAGUCAUCUACCAAGUUGAUUAAUCAUCUUCGCACUCACACUGGUGAACGGCCUUUUGAGUGCACAGUGUGCCAAAAGAAGUUCAAGCAAUCUACCAAGUUGAUUAAUCAUCUUCGCACUCACACUGGUGAACGGCCUUUUGAGUGCAUGUUGUGCCAGAAGAAGUUCUCUCGUUCUGACAAUUUAAGUGUUCACCUUCGCACUCACACUGGUGAACGGCCUUUUGAGUGCACAGUGUGCCAGAAGAAGUUCUCUGUUUCUGCCAGUUUAAGUGUUCAUCUUCGCACUCACACUGGUGAACGGCCUUUUGGAUGCACAGUUUGCCAAAAGAAGUUCUCUAGACCUAGCGAUUUAAAGAAGCAUCUUACCACUCACACUGGAGAACGGCCUUUCGGGUGCACAGUGUGCCAGAAAACAUUUUCCUUGUCAGCAAAUUUGAAACGCCACCAGCGCACUCACACUUCGACCUAGACUAUUCCAAAUGUAGAAAUAACUAUGGACUAGACUAUCGGAGUGGCUCCUCUUUAUUUUUUAUUACGACCGACGGUGACAUUUGUCUGGAAUACAUGUUAGGCAGGUUAAUUUCAUUGUGAAAUUGUACAAGACGUAUCCAAAUGUUUUCAUAUUCUUUUAAUUUAAAACGAAUUUUGGUCAAUAAACGCUGCUUGUUCAUUUCAUGA
Molecule: messenger RNA, 1521 nt
Organism: Frankliniella occidentalis (western flower thrips)
Lineage: Eukaryota; Metazoa; Arthropoda; Insecta; Thysanoptera; Thripidae
Product: gastrula zinc finger protein XlCGF57.1-like
Exons: 3
Coding region: 554-1312 (252 amino acids)
Biological process (GO): regulation of transcription by RNA polymerase II; central nervous system development
Cellular component (GO): nucleus
Molecular function (GO): DNA-binding transcription factor activity, RNA polymerase II-specific; RNA polymerase II cis-regulatory region sequence-specific DNA binding
Source: RefSeq, a predicted model, not a curated record